UCUUUGUUUUUCCAGAAUAAACAACUAGGAUAUUUAAUAAAGAACAGUGUUAAACUGCUGAAAGAGGUGAAGCACAAGCCAUCCAGAAGAAUCUCCUGAAAACGCAGAAAUUGUUUGCUACAUUUCACAGACAGAUGGAGCCAAGUCCCAACAUGGAGAAACAUCAGCACUCUGUCAAGAGUUUUACUAAACAGAGUGAUCUCAAAAAACACCAGCGCAUUCACACAGGAGAGAAACCACAUCACUGCUCAGACUGUGGGAGGAGUUUUACUAAACAGAGUCAUCUCAAAAAUCACCAGCGCAUUCACACAGGAGAGAAACCGUAUCACUGCUCAGACUGUGGGAAGAGUUUUAAUCAACAGGGUCAUCUCAAAAAUCACCAGCGCAUUCACACAGGAGAGAAACCGUAUUACUGCUCCGAUUGUGGGAAGAGUUUUAAUCAACAGGGUCAUCUCAAAAAUCACCAGCGCAUUCACACAGGAGAGAAACCGUAUCACUGUUCAGACUGUGGAAAGAGUUUUAAUAAACAGAGUAAUCUCAAACUGCACCAGCGCAUUCACACAGGAGAGAAACCGUAUCACUGUUCAGACUGUGGGAAAAGUUUUACUGAACAGAGUAAACUCAAAAAUCACCAGCGCAUUCACACAGGAGAGAAACCGUAUUACUGUUUCGACUGUGGGAAGAGUUUUACUCAACAGAGUCAUCUCAAAAAACACCAGCGCAUUCACACAGGAGAGAAACCGUAUUACUGUUUCGACUGUGGGAAGAGUUUUACUCAACAGAGUAGUCUCAAAAUACACCAGCGCAUUCACACAGGAGAGAAACCGUAUCACUGCUCAGACUGUGGGAAAAGUUUUACUGAACAGAGUAAACUCAAAAAUCACCAGCGCAUUCACACAGGAGAGAGACCGUAUUACUGUUUCGACUGUGGGAAGAGUUUUACUCAACAGAGUGAUCUCAAAAAACACCAGCGCAUUCACACAGGAGAGAAACCGUAUCACUGCUCAGACUGUGGGAAAAGUUUUACUACACAGAGUCAUCUCAAAAAACACCAGCGCAUUCACACAGGAGAGAAACCGUAAUACUGCUCAGACUGUGAUAAGUGUUUUACUAAACAGAGUCAUCUGAAACUGCACCAGCGCAUUCACACAGGAGAGAAACCGUAUCACUGUUCAGACUGUGGGAAGAGUUUUACUUUACAGAGUGAACUUAUAUUACAUCAGUGCAUUCACAAAAGAUAGAAAAGUAUCCCAAAUCUGUUCCUCUGCCAUAAAAAAUGCAAACCUUAAUUCUUUCAGACAGCCAAAAACACCUCAUCAUGCACAAAAUCUUCACUCUGUUACAAGAACUUCAUUUAAAAAUGGCUUUUUACAGGUUCAGAAAAAUGAAUCUUAUCCAGAGAUGAUGUUUACUGAAUUUCAUGCUGUGUUUUUAUGUUUGUUUGUAUACCUACAUUAGUUAAUGCCUGCAGAGCUCUUCAACACUUAGUGUUGUGUUUUAAGAAGUUUUUACACACAGAAUCAUAAAUGGUACCACUAACAGCAUAAACUAGGAACAUACAUUUUUACAAUUUUUUCAGUGAUAUGCUGAAUAAAUAGUAAAGCGAUGAUGCUAGCUCAGAGUAAAAUCGUAUAUUAAAUCUCAGCAUUAGCUUUAGAACUAAUAAUAAACAAAAGUGAGGAUUUUAUCAUUCUGGGACAUUUUUAGGUUUAAAAAUUGAAUAUGCUUUGCCAUAAGUAGGAAAUGAUCAUUUGGUCAACUUAUGUCAUUUACAGCCUUAACACAUUCUCAAUUGUUUACAUAUAAAAACUUUCUUUAUUUUUUCCUCCACUCCACGUUUGUAGUUUGUAGUUGGAGCGAGGGCACUGCCAGUGUUUGCUCCAGAUGUUAGAUUAGCAUUACUUAGUCUUUUAAAAUGUAGAUGUCGUAGUUUAAAGGAGUAGAGUAUUCUUAGGAGUAGAGAAUAUUCUUAGCUUGCAACAAAAGGCCAACAAAAUCCUUUUCAGA
Molecule: messenger RNA, 2007 nt
Organism: Astyanax mexicanus (Mexican tetra)
Lineage: Eukaryota; Metazoa; Chordata; Actinopteri; Characiformes; Acestrorhamphidae
Product: zinc finger protein 239-like
Exons: 1
Coding region: 135-1082 (315 amino acids)
Biological process (GO): regulation of transcription by RNA polymerase II; central nervous system development
Cellular component (GO): nucleus
Molecular function (GO): RNA polymerase II cis-regulatory region sequence-specific DNA binding; DNA-binding transcription factor activity, RNA polymerase II-specific
Source: RefSeq, a predicted model, not a curated record